CUUUGCCAUCGCCAUUCUCCAAGCAAGUGCUCUUGGCAUAAAAUAACCCGUUAACCAGACACUCACCUAUAUAAGAAGAAGAGGAUAAGAGAUCCAGGGAAAUCAUCACGGACCAGCCUACUCCAAGAGAUUGAAGGUCGAAAGACAGGCGAUUCACGAGGAAAUAAUCACCUCAUUCAAGUUUUCAACAAAAUAAAGUAUCUAUAAAUCCAACAUGGCAGCUCUGGCAGCAGCAGCAUCCCUUGCGACCGUUGUCAUUGGAGGCGCCGUCGGUAUCGGUCUGGCCAGCAUCGCUGCUCACUUCACCCGUCGUAGCGGCUACGGACGCCAUCAUUACCGCUACGGACGUUCCGCUCAGGACGACUCAUCCGCACUCGAGAGGACAAUGAACCUCAUUCGCCAGCAGGAUUUCUCGGGCUGUGGCCUGAAGCUCGUUUGCGAUCUAGCGUCCAUGACGGACGAUCAGUUGGCGUCCGAGGAGAUGAGCAUAUUGAGUCUAGUUGGGACAUCCAUCAAACCGGGCGAAGGCCUAUUACCAACGAGUGCCCUGCAAGAGUACCAGGCAGCCAGGGGCUUAGGAGAGUAUGGGUACGAUUGUGCCCUUGCGUUCCCGUCAUGCCCCCUCAACUCGACCCAGCUGAUAGAGACUGUGAUGUCGUAUCUCCCUUGAGUUUUGCUCGCUUCUAAACUUUACUUUAUGGGUUCUUGUAAAGUUAAUUUUAUAAAAAUGAAUGACCAAAGAAAUGCAUAGUUAUCUAAGAAAGAGGUUAAACAUAGUACUAUACGUAAUCACAGCUGUAACCUUGCCCAUUGGCCUAGUAACUAUAGUAGUUUCACACAGCCGUGCGUUUGAUGUCUAAGCCAGUUCCUUACGACGCUCCUGAUUGGCUGUUGAUAAGCCGAUGGCAGGAUGUAUGUUCCAACUCUCCUGAGGGAUGCUUUUGAAAGACUUACCCCUUAUCAACAGCCAAUCGGAAGUGUCGUCAGAGACUGGGUUAAACAUCAGAUGCACCGGUGAUGUGAAUCUAGUAUAGUAGUGGCGAAAUCAAACAUUUUCUUACUCUAUUACUGUUCAUCCUUACAUAAG
Macrobrachium nipponense is the source of this 1087-nucleotide messenger RNA. RefSeq lists its product as uncharacterized. Lineage: Eukaryota; Metazoa; Arthropoda; Malacostraca; Decapoda; Palaemonidae. Bases 215 to 670 code for a protein of 151 amino acids. The transcript is spliced from 3 exons. The record is from RefSeq and is a predicted model, not a curated record.